This is a messenger RNA of Populus trichocarpa (black cottonwood), 679 nucleotides long. RefSeq names its product gibberellin-regulated protein 4. The transcript is spliced from 4 exons. The record is from RefSeq and is a predicted model, not a curated record. Lineage: Eukaryota; Viridiplantae; Streptophyta; Magnoliopsida; Malpighiales; Salicaceae. Bases 133 to 456 code for a protein of 107 amino acids.
CCCUAGUCAGGAAGGUACUCUCUCAAGUCUUAACAAGCAAAUCCCCUCUUCUCUCACUUUCACAUCUCUUUUCAUCUCUUUUUGGUGUUUAGACAAUCCUAGGAAGAAGGGUUUUGCCUUGUAGCUAAGGCCAUGGCUAAGUUUGUUGCUGUCUUCCUCUUGGCUCUCAUUGCCAUUUCCAUGCUCCAAACCUUGGUUGUGGCAUCCCAUGGGCGUGGAGGUCACCACAAUAACAACAAGAACAAAUAUGGACCUGGGAGUCUCAAGAGCUUCCAAUGUCCAUCACAAUGCACGAGGAGGUGUAGCAAGACCCAGUACCAUAAGCCAUGCAUGUUCUUCUGUCAGAAGUGCUGCAAGAAGUGCCUCUGCGUUCCCCCAGGGUAUUAUGGGAAUAAAGCUGUGUGCCCUUGCUACAACAACUGGAAGACCAAGGAAGGAGGGCCUAAGUGCCCUUGAACAAUAAUUAAUUUCCCUUCCCUGGUCUCCUUUUACUAUAUUAUAUGUAUCAAGUGUUAUGCUCUCGGAAUAGCACUAACUAUAUACUAUAUGUUUGGAAAGAUGGACUUGUGUUGUCGUCGGUCUAUCGCUCAAGAAGUCAGUCCUUAGGCCUCCGCAAAUGAAAGCGGCUAAUCUGUUGUUCUAUUAUCAAUGAGAAUUCGUGUUUUUUUUUGUGAGUUCA